AGCUCUACGGAUCGAAUAAACAGACACCAUCCCGAAGUCUGGUAGAAGCCCACGAUUGGCGAACAAAAAGGUACGCCUUCGUCGUGACGUGACGGCCUGCUUCUGCCCACGCCUUCUUUUUCCUUGGUACAUCUUCUUAAUAGCCCGUUCCUUCCUAGCUCGUUGGCCUUCGCCGCAUCUUUGUCCUCCACUUUGUUCUUUUCCUUUAUCUUUCAACCACGCCUAGCUUUUCCCCUUGUCCUCGUCGUCUUCGUCUUCGUCCUUGCCUGUCUUACUCCUUCGUCUCUUGCCCGUUGACGCCACAGCGGUUAUCUUGCUCGCGAGCCUGAUAAGGCUCCCCCGUCAGUCAUGUCGCUCGUUGGCAACGUCGCCGUCAACAAUGCAGACGCGACGGACGUUCGAUCGGGUGCUGCUCGCCCAGGUACUGGCCGCAGGCCCAGUACAGCUGCUGAGGAUGCCGAGAAUACGGCCAUCGGUUUGCACCGUAUAAGAUCCGGCCAUUCGAAUCGUAGGCCGAGUUCGGAUGCGGCACCUCUGCCUUCACCAAAGCAAAGCAGUGAGAAGGCACCUGGUUCAGAAGAUGAGCUGUCAAAGGUCGACGAAGCAAAGGGGGCCGAGGACUCCGCAACCAGCGUCGACGAAGAAGAUGAGCGGAGGGAGAAUGAGAUUAAGGGUCUCGCCAGAAAGAUGACCCAUUGUUCGUCACAUUACGACGAUUCUGAUAUCAACCCUUUCAAUGCUCCCCCGGGCUCGAGAUAUGAUCCCUCAUCGCCGGCAUUCAAUGCCAAGGCAUGGGUCCGUCGUGCUAUGGAGUUCUACCGCUCGGAUCCUCAAACUGGUCCACCACGUACUGCCGGUAUCGCGUUCAGGAAUCUUAAUGUUUUUGGCUAUGGGAGUCCCACCGACUAUCAGAAAAGUGUCGGCAACGUCUGGCUCGAGGCGUAUGGCAUUGCUCAGAAGCUCAUGGGCAAGGGUCAGCGCAGAAUUGACAUCUUGCGAGACUUCGAGGGCAUCGUAAACCCAGGUGAAAUGCUCGUUGUCCUUGGUCCACCAGGUUCAGGCUGUUCGACAUUUUUGAAAACUGUAUCCGGAGAAAUGAACGGCUUGAACAUCGAGGAGGGGUCGUAUAUCAACUACCAGGGUAUCUCUCGUCAUGACAUGCACAAGCACUUCAGAGGUGAGGCUAUUUAUACUGCUGAGGUUGACGUGCAUUUUCCCGCCCUUACAGUCAACGACACGCUCACCUUUGCCGCUCGAGCCAGAGCUCCCCGCUACAUUCCAGGCGGUGUCACGAGGAAUCAGUAUGCCGAUUAUAUGCGCGACGUUGUAAUGGCCACGUUCGGCAUCUCGCACACAGGCAACACUCGCGUUGGUAACGAUUUUGUCCGUGGUGUUUCUGGCGGAGAACGGAAACGCGUCACUAUCGCCGAAGCAACACUGUCUGGCGCGCCACUCCAAUGCUGGGAUAACUCGACUCGUGGUCUCGACAGCGCAAAUGCCAUCGAGUUCUGCAGGACUUUGAAAAUGAAUGCUGAGCUGACAGAUACGACCGCAUGUGUCGCCAUCUAUCAGGCACCCCAAUCUGCCUACGAUCUCUUCGACAAAGCGCUCGUCCUCUACGAAGGCAGACAGAUUUAUUUCGGCCGCUGCGAUGAAGCAAAGGCAUACUUUGAGGCCAUGGGCUUCGACUGUCCGGACAGACAGACAACUGCUGAUUUCUUGACCUCCAUGACCAGCCCGCAAGAACGUGUUGUGAGACCAGGCUGGGAACAUAAAGUUCCUCAGACGCCAGAUGAUUUUGCGGCACGCUGGAAGGAGUCGGAGCAGCGCAAAGCGUUGAUGGCGGAAAUUGACGAAUAUGACAAGAAGUAUACCAUUGGAGGCGAGUACCUCCAAAGGUUUAAGGAUUCUAGACGAGCGCAGCAAUCCAAGCAUCAACACGUCAAGUCUCCAUACACCCUUUCCUACGGCGGGCAAAUCAGACUUUGCUUGUGGCGUGGUUUCCAGCGGCUCAAGAUGGAUCCUUCAAUCACCUUUGUUCAAAUGUUCUCUAAUAGUAUCAUGGCUCUUGUCAUCGGCAGCGUCUUUUACAACCUUCAGGACACUACCGCCAGUUUUUACUCGCGAAGCGCACUUCUGUUCUUCGCUGUUCUGAUGAACGCGUUCGGUUCGGCCCUCGAGAUUCUCACUCUUUAUGCUCAGCGACCCAUUGUCGAGAAGCAGGCAAGAUAUGCAUUUUAUCAUCCAAGCGCCGAGGCCUUUUCUAGCAUGCUGGUCGAUAUUCCGUACAAGAUUGGCAACGCUAUAUCCUUCAACAUCGUUCUGUACUUCCUCACAAACCUUCGACGAGAACCAGGAGCCUUUUUCUUCUUCCUACUAGUCUCCUUCAUCACGACGUUGGUCAUGUCCAUGUUCUUCCGCUUCAUCGGUUCAGUUUCACGGUCUCUGGCACAGGCAAUGGCCCCAGCCGCCAUCUUUAUUCUGGCCAUCGUCAUCUUCACGGGCUUCGUCAUUCCUACGCGGUACAUGUUGGGUUGGUGCAGAUGGAUCAACUACAUCGAUCCUGUGGCCUAUGCCUUCGAGUCGCUCAUGAUCAACGAAUUCCACAACCGAAAUUUUACCUGCUCGUCCUUUAUCCCGAGUGGUCCCGGAUACCAGGGCAUUAGCGGCCUGAACCGUGUUUGCACUGCUGUGGGAUCAGUGGCAGGUGCCACUUCAACCAAUGGUGAUGCUUACAUCAAUUCAGCGUAUGAAUACUAUCACGUGCAUAAAUGGAGGAAUGUGGGCAUAAUCAUCGCCUUCGUCAUCGGCUUCUGCUUCUUCUACAUCAUUGCGGCUGAGCUUGUUUCCGAAAAGCGAUCCAAGGGUGAAGUACUUGUGUUUCGACGUGGUCACAUGCCAGCUUCAGUGCGAAGUACGAGUACUGCAGACGAUGAGGAGGCAGCGGGCGAGAGGCGAGGCAGUGUUAUUAAACAGGUUCACACACAAGAGGAUGUGUCGGCGAUGAUCCAGAGACAGACAAGUAUCUUCUCGUGGCGCAAUGUCUGUUAUGACAUUAAGAUCAAAGGCGAAACACGUAGGAUUUUGGAUCAUGUCGACGGCUGGGUUAAGCCAGGCACUUUGACUGCCCUCAUGGGUGUCUCCGGUGCCGGCAAAACCACUCUCUUAGAUGCUUUGGCCACACGAACGACCAUGGGUGUCAUCAGUGGUGAAAUGCUCGUCGACGGACGUCAACGUGAUCAAUCUUUCCAAAGAAAGACCGGCUAUGUUCAACAGCAAGACCUUCACUUACAAACUUCGACCGUCAGAGAGGCUCUCAACUUCAGUGCUCUGCUACGUCAACCUCGUCAUAUCCCUCGCGCCGAGAAGCUCGCUUAUGUUGACGAAGUUAUCAAGCUGCUGGAUAUGGAGGAAUAUGCCGAUGCUGUUGUCGGUGUCCCUGGCGAAGGGCUCAACGUUGAGCAGCGCAAGCGAUUAACCAUCGGUGUAGAACUUGCCGCUAAGCCGCAGUUGCUUCUAUUCCUCGAUGAGCCAACAUCUGGCUUGGAUUCGCAGACAUCUUGGGCUAUUUGCGACUUGAUGGAAAAAUUGACCAAUUCCGGACAAGCCAUUCUCUGCACGAUCCACCAGCCUUCUGCAAUGUUGUUCCAACGCUUCCAGCGCCUGCUUUUCCUCCAAAAGGGUGGCCAAACUGUCUACUUUGGCGACAUUGGACCGAACGCUGAGACCUUGAUCAGUUAUUUCGAACGGAACGGCGGUUUCCCUUGUCCGAAGGAUGCUAAUCCGGCCGAAUGGAUGCUUGAGGUCAUUGGCGCAGCUCCUGGUUCGCACACUGAUAUCGACUGGUUCGAAGUAUGGCGCAACAGUCCAGAAUACAAAGAGGUCCACCGGGAACUCGAUCGACUCAUCGAAGAAGGUCCGAGCUCACAGGCUCUUGAGCGAACACAAACCCAGCAAAAGAGAGAGGAUAAAGCCGCCUAUGCACAGUUUGCUGCUCCGUUCAGCGAGCAGAUGUGGGAAGUUCAAAAGCGUGUCUUUCAACAAUACUGGCGAACUCCUAGCUACAUCUAUUCCAAGACCUUGCUUUGUCUUUCAACGGCGCUUUUCGUUGGUUUCAUCUUCUUCAAGGCUCCACUUACCCAGCAGGGUCUCCAGAACCAGAUGUUGGCCAUCUUUAUGAUCUUCACUUGUUUCGGUCAACUGGUGCAGCAGAUCAUGCCUCACUUUGUCACGCAGCGUGCUCUUUACGAGGUUCGUGAGCGCCCAUCGAAGACAUACUCCUGGCAAGCAUUCAUGCUCUCAAACAUCAUCGUGGAGCUGCCUUGGCAAACGUUGAUGGCCGUGAUCAUGUUCUUUUCGUUCUACUACCCUGUCGGAUUCUAUCGCAACGCCGAGCCGGCUGGACAAGUCCACGAACGAGGUGCCUUGUUCUUCCUCUUGAUGUGGAUUUUCCUCAUUUUCACUUCAACUUUCACGCACAUGAUCAUUGCUGCGGUGGAAACUGCCGAAGCUGGAGGUAAUAUCGCUAACUUGCUCUUCUCGCUCACUCUCGUCUUCUGCGGUGUCCUCGCAACCCCUCAACAGUUCCCCGGCUUCUGGAUUUUCAUGUAUCGGGUGUCUCCCUUUAAUUACCUCGUCGACGCGUUCCUUUCCGUCGGUGUUGCGAAUACUAAAAUCACAUGCGCAUCUAAUGAAUACUUACAUUUCCAGCCUCUUGAAGGCCAAACCUGCUCGCAGUAUAUGAGCAGGUAUAUUAACAACUUCGGCGGCUACCUGGAGAAUCCGGAUGCAACCAGCAAUUGUUCGUUCUGCACCACCAGCGACACAAAUGCCUUCCUCGCCUCUAUCAAUGCAAGCUAUAGUCACAGGUGGAGAAACUUUGGAAUCAUGUGGGCGUAUGUUGUCUUCAAUGUCGCUGCUGCUCUCCUGCUUUACUAUCUUGUCCGCGUGCCCAAGGGUGCGAGAAAGGAGGACAGGGCCUCACCAGUCAAGUCGUCCGAAAAGACAGGCAAAAGCAAGUUUUCUCUCUUUUCAAAGAGAGAGGAGGCGAAUGCAAGUUCUUAAAUAAUUCAAAAAAAAUUUUUUGCUAAAAUGGAUGUGGGUGGUGUUAUUUUUGGGCAGAUGAUUCUUGUCAAUUCAAGCUAUGCUGUUGUACUUUGGUAAGCAUCGACUGCAAUUUGUUCAGAAAUCCAGAAUUAGAGUAGAUAGGAAGGCUGUAAUGGUUGGUAUUGUAUAAUAUGGACUUCGUAAUUCCAGACUUUUUAUUUUUCUUUUUACA
Molecule: messenger RNA, 5278 nt
Organism: Verruconis gallopava
Lineage: Eukaryota; Fungi; Ascomycota; Dothideomycetes; Venturiales; Sympoventuriaceae
Exons: 3
Coding region: 349-5064 (1571 amino acids)
Biological process (GO): xenobiotic detoxification by transmembrane export across the plasma membrane
Cellular component (GO): membrane
Molecular function (GO): ABC-type transporter activity; ATP binding; ATP hydrolysis activity
Source: RefSeq, a predicted model, not a curated record